Molecule: messenger RNA, 3504 nt
Organism: Patiria miniata (bat star)
Lineage: Eukaryota; Metazoa; Echinodermata; Asteroidea; Valvatida; Asterinidae
Product: protein DD3-3-like
Exons: 14
Coding region: 242-2248 (668 amino acids)
Source: RefSeq, a predicted model, not a curated record
UAUCACUCAUGCAUCGGCAACCACCACCUGCAGCUACGCUAGCGCUGCUUGCUUGCGCUUGUGAACAGUUUUGGUACGGUACAGGUUUUUGACGAUCGUACACAACCUCCAUGGUAUGCAUCUGUUGAGUGAAGAGUAACUACAUACAUUUGUAAGCAUUACUUCAAUACUUGCAACAAGUACAUUUAGCAAGGGGAAGACAGCAGUACAUCUUCAAGUACAGAUUUACACCACUGCAAUCAUGAUGCGCUGUGUAGCAGUGCUCCUGCUGGCAGCGUGUGUCAGCGUUCAGGCAGACACCUACAUGCACAACCCUAGAGGCUCCAACAACAGACUGAAUGAGAGGUCGGCAAAUCGCAACAAUGGCAACAGAAUGUUUGACUCGCAGAACAACAACAGAGGUGGUUACAAUGUGGGUGAUUCAACGGACCAAGCAUCCGGGAAUGAGGCCCAACAGUAUAGAAUGAAAUAUUUUGAAAGCGGCCCCUACAAGACCAUGGUGGCUGACGGUCAGCUGACGGGCCAGGGCCAGAGCCUGAUGACCAUUGAAUGGACCAAUCAGCACGGCUGUGGGGGCGAUGAGGACACAGACCCACACAAGCUCAACUGCAACAUUGUCCUGCAGUACAUGUGCCAAGAGGAUAGCGUAACAGGUGACGACGCAAUUCGUAAUGGGCGGACCACCCAAACACAGAACCACAACCGCAUCAACAACCUCAACGAAAACCAGAACACCGCUAAUAAUCGCAAGAACAAUGCUGUAAGGGACGAUCGCGGUCUGCAUGAGAUGUGGGACUGGUACGACAAGUGCUAUAACAGGGAGCGUAAUAUGGGGCUGUUCACGGCCGACCAGAAACUGAAAACCAAUAACGGCAACGGCUACAGCUCAGCUAUCUACACCCGCCAGAACCCCAACGGCAACCGACGUGGCUACGAGUGCCCGGAGGAGAGGGACUAUUACCCUUACUGGCACCCCUCCCCCUGGAAGGACAUGGCCAUCCUCGUCAGUAAUCAGAGUCUGUGCGAGUUCUACCAGUCGGAGAGCUUCAAUGUCAAACAGAAGUACGAGUGCGUAGAAACUUACGGCGCUGGAAACACUGGAACCGCCAAGCACUGGUCUCGAUGGAACAAUGAAGCAGAGUGCACUGAGAAUGGUGGCCAGUGGCUGGCCUUCACAAACUACCUGGAGAAAGCCCCUCAGCUCACCACCCAGGCAGCCUGUGAAGCGAAUUCGGGCACCAACGGGAUGCGGUACGUGUGGGGCCGGCCCGAGGGCGAGACAGCCGAACAAUGCCUGGUGGCGCUGGAUCCCCCAGACUGCCAGCCAGCACCCUGGACACGGGUCAACCACCUGGGGAACACCAGAGGCGGGCAGGCCAGCCGCUACGAGUGGACCAUGCCGUACUUCCCAUCGGACAACACCCAGCGCUGCGUGAUGCGUCUCAGAUACAAUAUCACCACUGAUGACUACGAUCCGAUAAAUACUGACGCAAGUCAAAACCAAAACAUAAAUGCUGGUGUGCUGUCGCCGAUAGAGCAGAAUCCCUACGUGGACAUCGGAGCUGACAGACUGGCCCUACGCCUGGCUAUCAACACAGCCCAAUAUGGCCGCACCUUCCAGGACCGCUCCCAUGCUUUCCUUAUCAUGCCACGCCCUGCUGGUGCAGACAUGGCGGCGGCCAAGAUCUUCAAUCUGAAUGUGCGGGGGAAGCGGGGCAACAUUGUCCAGGUGUACCCGGCCGUGGAGUACGACUUCAUCCCCAAUGACUUGGAGAUCAACCAAGGGGAUCUUGUACAUAUUCAGUGGACAGGUUCCAAUACCCACAACAACAAUGCACCGGGGGGUGAUGGACAGACUGGGGAUGCUGGUGAAGGGAGAGGAGGCACGGAUCGCUCUAACAUUGUGCAGAUGCUAGACAGACUGGAGAACUUCCCCAUGCCCUUUGAGCAGACUACCAUGUGGACCGAGGCACAGGUCAAGUGGAUCUACACCGGCACCACUAACAUGGAGCCCAUGGAUCUAGCUGUCAACAUUGCCAGCUCCGGUUACUACGAGUGCAUGAAAGCUGCCACGUGCCAGGGUGAUUCGGUCCAAAACAAGAACAAGAUGAACAACCUGUUGAACAACGCCCCGGCGUCCUAUGGGGGCGCCCUGAUCGAGUUUGCGCAGGGCGAGUACUUUUACAUGGGCAGCCGCAACAACAACUUCAGCAACCGAAGCCAAAAGGGAAGGCUCAUGAUCAAGUAGGCGCUCCGAAGACAUUGAUGACAGCAACGUCUGAUUUCAAAGAACACUUUCUUGAAGCUCGGGUUGUGUCCAAAUUAUAGACCAUUGUCAUGUUGUGGCCAUCUUGAUUUGUCCCAUUAAAAUCAACGUAACCAAAGCGAGGUUGGUAGAAAAAUUAGUCUGGUUCCUUUUUGCACACAAAAAUUAUCAUUCAGUACUGUUGUUGGAUACAGGGCACAUGAUCGAAAUGGUGGCAGCAUGACAAGGGUCUAUUGAGGUACCUCCAGCAUUAACACACUAGCCGAAAGUUUGACCAGGGAACAUGAACUUUGUAUGUUAUCAUUACCCAUAGUGACUGGAUUUACCACGUAGCUAAAUUGUUCAGUUGAAUUCCGAUAGUGGUUUUCAAUAAACUCUGAAUUAUUCUGCCCAAAUGUAUUAAUGAAGAUAUCAAAAUUAUUAUGAUUUGUAUUUGUAUAUUUUAGAUCACACGUCACUCAUCUACAUGUACUUAUAGAUAAUAUAAACUAAUCCACUUUUUAGUACUGUCACAUGUGCCUUGUUUUUAUAUAUUGUAUGUCUUUCAUAUCAGAGUUAUGCAUUAUUCUAGUAAAAUAUCGUCUUUAUAUUUCACAUGAAUGUAUAUACCAUGUCAUAUACAUGUACUUCGGUUCAAAACAAAGUUUAAGCGAAAAAAAAAAGGAAUCCACAAAAACAAGUAAUUGUAAUUCAAUGAAACACUCCUUGUCUACUGUUAAUACCGAUCAGCAUUUUAUAAUUGUACUGAUACUUAAUUUUGCUAGUAUAUUUUUUAUUUUCCUAUAAAAUUAGGUAAUGAUUGUAAAGUAACACAGAGAUAAAGGGCUACAUGCAGUGCUUUGCUUUAAUGAAUAUAUUUUAAGUACAAGUCUUCACAGAUUAUAUUUGAUUACGAAUCUCAGUCGAAAUGAGUAUAAAGUUUGUCUUGGCAGUAGGAACGUUUAAAUCACAUUUGUAUCUAGAUCAAAUCGAAAUGUAUUCCUCGUGCACUAUUAGGUUGUUUUCUAGAAACUUUGAAGGCACGUUCUGCCUUGAAUUUCCAUUUCAAUGACUUAAAUAUUCACACCUUCAGAAACUGGUGAUACUGCCAAGAAUACUGAUUACAAUGAUUCAAAUUCCCAUCAGGUUUUUAUAGUAUAAUAUAAAUUGUGCAAGGCAUUCUUUUGGGUACUUUCUGAUAUACAAGUCUGCUGGUUCAGACGUUUUGGAAGUUGGAAUAAAACUCACGCAAUAUUAAA